AUGGGGGACCGACAGCGGCGGAGCGGGAGACUCGGGAACCUCACGACCAAGUCCGGGGUCUCCAAGGAGACCAAGCUCCGGUUGCGCGUGGUCUUCCUGGAUGACAGCGAGCGCACGUUCGAAGUGGAGCAAAAGGUUUUAGGUGGCGACUUCUACAACAAAGUGUGCGGUCAUCUGAAACUGCUGGAGAAGGAGUACUUUGGCCUGGAGUUCAGACACCACAGUGGCAAUUAUGUUUGGUUGGAGCUGCUGAAACCUUUGGUCAAACAGAUCAAAUACACCAAUGAUUUAUUCUUCAGGUUUAUAGUCAAAUUUUUUCCACCAGAUCCUGGACAACUCAAGAGAGGCCUCACCAGGUAUCUUUUUGCCUUACAGAUCAAGCAGGACUUGUCUAAUGGCAGUCUGACCUGUAAUGACAACAGUGCCGCCCUGCUGGUCUCUCACAUACUGCAGUCAGAGAUAGGGGACUAUGAUGAGGAGCUGGACUGCCAGCAUUUGGAGAUGAAGCACUAUGUUCCCAACCAGGAAUAUCUGGACCACAAGAUCAUUAAGUUUCACAAGAAACACAGAGGACUCUCUCCAGCAAACUCCGACAUCCAGCUGCUGGAGGUGGCGAGGAAGCUGGACAUGUACGGAAUCAGGCCUUACCCUGCCUAUGAUGGGGAGGGAAUGAGGAUCAAUCUGGCUGUCACACACUCUGGAGUGCUAGUCUUUCAGGGAAACACAAAAAUCAACACAUUCAGCUGGGCAAAGAUCCGCAAGCUAAGCUUCAAACGCAAGCAUUUCCUCAUCAAACUACAUGAUAAAGUUGGGCCCUCGUGUAAGGAUACACUAGAGUUCGCCAUGGCCAGCCGUGAUGUGUGUAAAUCAUUCUGGAAGAUGUGUGUGGAGUACCAUGCUUUCUUCAGGCUGGCUGAGGAACCAAAGGUCAUACACAAAACUCUGCUAUCAUGUAAAGGCUCCAGCUUCAGAUACAGUGGUCGGACCCAGAAGCAGCUGCUGGAGUGUCUGGGAUCAGGGGAGAAGAAGCCUUCGCACUUUGAAAAGAUGUACAGUCAGACAGACUGUGACCCCAGACAAUGUCGAUCUUCUCCUGAUCUCCUCACAGAUGUCUCCAAACAGGUGUAUGAACAUUCCCACCCAUUCCCACGCUCAAGUCGUGCUCUGGCAAUACACAGCCAGGAUCAGUUGGAUCCGCAUCAUCGAGACAAUGAUAUUGAAAUCAACGAAAGAGGGGCUAAACGCAGCCAUUCAUGUGUUGAGGUCAGCCAGAGGCCUCGCCUCCUCUCCCAAGUCACUCCUCUUUCUCCAUCUGUCCACCAGACAACGCCGCCUUCACCCUCACCGAAGACGAGAUCUGCUUCGAUAUCUGUAGUAGAUGACGCAAGGGGGGUACGAAUCGGGACACAGCGCCAAGCCCAGCGGUUAGCUGGUGUCUAUGGAAACCGAUCUAGACGUCGACCCAACCCCCAGCCACAUCCAGAUGCAGGACAGCAGCUGGUCCUUCUCUACCCUAACAGCCCUGCCUACCAGUAUCAUCCUGUCCUCCCAUCGUUCCCAUUAGCUGGCUCCUUGCCACUUAACCGACAUCCCUACUUGUCGGAAUUUGUUGCUGUUUCCUCACUGGAACGAAUUCCACAUACAAGACGGCGGGAUUAUGUGACAAUGGAUGGCAUAACACGGCCAUCUUUUUACCCAAUGUGUCACGAUUCGCCAUCUAGUUCACCAAUCAGGAGAAACCUCCGCUCCAGUGGUUCAGGUGGGCUGGGAUUGGCCAGAAUGCACCAACCAGGAAGCAAUGGUGCAAGACUCAGGGGCGUUGGACAUACAGAGGCAGGUCAUUACAGCGAUGACUCCAACUUCCUUCCUGGACUGCCUCGCCGUGUAGCCAGCCAACCUGAUGUCAAAUUAAACCUCUCGAGGAGUUCAAACACUGCCUUUAACCCUGCUUCUGAGUUUCGCCCUCUUGGUUACUACCCCCACCUGACGCGCCCCUCCAGACCCACCUACCUCCCACUAAACUCUUCCCCUCUGCCUGAACGCCCCAGUUCACUAUGUAUGAUUGGCAGCACUGCGGGAAGCUACAGCGACUCAGACCCGGAGGUUUUCUAUCCAUACUACUGCCCUGCCCCUCAGGUGGGCAAGAUGGUACGGUCCGCUGGACUAGCGAGGAUGAGGUUUUCAUCGGGGAGUCUCCAACUUGAUGAGGAGGAAGAGGGGGAGGAGGAAGAAAGGGAGCAUGCAACAGCAAAAGAAACUGCAAAGAAGGAGCCAGAGGGUGAAGAGGAGAAGAAAGAAAAGAGUGACGGAGAGGAUACAAAAGGAGCGGCAAAGGUUACUGAAGUGACGCUGUAG
This is a messenger RNA of Pelmatolapia mariae (spotted tilapia), 2355 nucleotides long. Its product is annotated as FERM domain-containing protein 7. Gene Ontology annotation, cellular component: cytoskeleton. Lineage: Eukaryota; Metazoa; Chordata; Actinopteri; Cichliformes; Cichlidae. Gene Ontology annotation, molecular function: guanyl-nucleotide exchange factor activity. The transcript is spliced from 12 exons. Bases 1 to 2355 code for a protein of 784 amino acids. The record is from RefSeq and is a predicted model, not a curated record.